Hemiscyllium ocellatum (epaulette shark) is the source of this 5483-nucleotide messenger RNA. Its product is annotated as NHS-like protein 1. NCBI's taxonomy places the organism in Eukaryota, Metazoa, Chordata, Chondrichthyes, Orectolobiformes, Hemiscylliidae. The record is from RefSeq and is a predicted model, not a curated record. Gene Ontology annotation, biological process: cell differentiation. Bases 206 to 5173 code for a protein of 1655 amino acids. The transcript is spliced from 8 exons.
UCUGUCCCUGGCAGUUCCAUGAGUGGAGUUUUCUCUCAGUUUGUAUGGGUUUUAUUCCUGCCCUGACUCUCUGCAAUAUUGAACCCAAAAAUAUGGCGGAGGACCCUGAGGAGAGAGUUCUGUUGGAAAGUUGGAGUUGCCCAGUUCACUUUUAAGACAAAACGAAAUUAAAUUAGCAACUUAAGGAAAGUUUUGUUUUCGGAAGAUGCCGUUCUAUAAGAGGAUCGUGGCGCCCCAUUUGGUGUCUAGGUUGAGCACUGAAGUCUUUGGAAGAGUUUGGGAAGAUGGUGAGGAUGAGGAAGGGGUCGAGGAGGAUGGGCACGGGCUGCAGAGGAGGAAGAGGAGGAGAAGGAGGAAGAAGAAGCUGGAGCAGGAGCCCCCCCAGCCCAGUGCUCUGCUCUUCGAGAGCCUGCAGGACGUGUCCAGCCACACACUCGCCUCCCUGCUCCGGCAGCUGGCCGACCUCAGCCGCCUGGCGACCGGCAUCUUCCAGGAGCUGGAGCUGGAGGCGAACUCGCUGUGUGUCCGCUGCAGUCACCUCCACAGCCGGCUGCACAGCCUACAACGCCGCACCCUCCGACUCGACGCCAAAAAAGUCGCCGUCCCGGUCUCUAACCUGGAUGAAGAGAGCAGGUGGACAGUCCACUAUAAAGCAUCAUGGCACCACCAAGAGAACGUGUUCCUCCCGUCGAGCCGGUCACCCUGUGUAGAAGAUCUGCACCAGCAAGCCAAGGUCAACCUAAAGACCGUGCUGCGAGAUUGCGAUAAACUAAGGAAGGAUGGUUUUCGCAGUUCCCAGUAUUACUCACAGAGUCCAAUAUUCACCUCGCCAUCAUCUCAUCACUCAGCCAGUUGCCUGGAUGAGGAAGAGGAUCAGGAGCAAGUGUCCACAGUCUCAUCUGCCAAGGAGGAAAAGCUGCACUAUUCCAGGAGAUCUAAAACUCCAGUCCCCAGUGACCUCUCCGAGAUUGAUGUCCAGACCAACUGGACCAAGGCCCUGCCACUGCCCACACCAGAGGAGAGGAUGCGCCAACAAGCCCAGGCAGUACAGAGUGACGUGGUCCCAAUCAAUGUAACAGGCGAGAGCUUCGAUCGCCAGGCGGGCACCAGGCGCUCUCUUGUCCGCUCAGACACCGCGCUGAGACGGACUACGAGAAUCAAACGGCGAAAGACAAUCACCGGGCUACCUGACACCGUCCAGAAGGAACUAGGCUCUGGGCAGACACCAGCCAGAGGUCACUCUGUCAUCCUGGCCGGUCACUAUUCCACCAUCAGUCGCCUGGAGAGCAGCAAGGCCACCAGGGGGCGGUUAGUCACCAGGGACUCCUCCUGUCAAACUGAAGAGGUCAAGGUGGUGCCACCUUCUGUCCGGAGGAUCCGGGCCCAAAAGGGCCAAGGGAUUGCGGCCCAACUCUCCCAAUCAUCGGCCGACAUGUCUUCCGCCGGCAGUGCCAGAGACGGUGCGGUGCGUGCCAGGGCCGAGCAGCCCCGUUUCCACAGCCUCCCGCGGCCGGGUGCCAGGGUCUCGCUGCAGGAGCUGGGGGAGGCACGCGGGGCCCUGGGCCGGUCCGAGGAGCGUUUCCCGGACCCGGAGGUGACAGCGAAGCAAGACGUGACUGAGUCCCGGCUCCGGGCCCGCUCCCCUUCGACCCGCCGCAACCCUGGGGACGAGCUGGGCGCCGCCAUGUGCCCCGCUCAGCUCUCCGCCCGGGCCACCCUGUCCUCCAAGGCCGAGGUGGUGGCCAUUCCCACAUCGCGGGGCCAGCCCGGGCCUCCCCCCUCCCCGGGGGCCCCUCGCGAUGACCCCGGCUCCUCCAGUGGCAACUGGAGUGCAGGCAGCAGCGGUUCCGGUCGCCUGUCCCCCACCUCGGACACCCCACUGACCCCUUCCCGCUGCGACUCGGCAGUCUCCCUGGCACCUCCGGGUUCCGGGACAGAGCCUCCCCUCGGCCAGGGGCAGCAGGAGGCCCGCAGUGAGGGGAGACCUCGAGGGGCAGCAGCCCCUCCUUCCCCCUGCUCUCUCUCCGCCGCCCGCUGGAGCCCCCCAACAUCACCCUCGGAGGUCAGGGGUCAACGAUGCGCGGUCAGCCCCCCCGAGUACAGCGACCGCUCCCUGGGCCGCAGCAUCUCCCUGAAGAAGACCAAGAAGCCCCCUCUUCCCCCGGCUCGCACUGAUUCCCUGCGCAGGAGGCCCAAGGGUGGGCGGCCUGUGCUGAGCGAGUCCCUCAUCGCCAGCCUGCAACGCUCCCUGGAGGUCAACCUCCGAGCUCAGGAGGGAGGCCCAGAGCCUCACGGAGAAGGCCGAGAGCCUUGGGCCACAGCUCUCCGCAGCCAGAGCAGCUCCGGGGGCGAUGGCAGCACCAACAGCAGUGGGCGCUCCACUGCUGCCAGUAACGCCUACACCACCAGCGCGGCCACCCCAUCACAGAGCGAGACCAGCAGCCUGCGCUCCGAGUACAGUGACCCCUGGGCCUAUUACCCCGAGGGGCAGCAGCCUGGAGCUUGGGAGUGCGGGCCGCCUGGGCCUGGAGCCUCCGUGGAGCCCAAAGGUCCGGGCCAUGCUGUCACCUCCCCCUCGAGCGGCUAUUCCAGUCAGUGCAACACGCCCACCACGCUGAACCCAGCCCCAGCCUUCCCCCACCGCCCAUCGCCAGGGGCUGCCAAGCCAAAGUCAAAGCCAAAGGUCCCUGAGCGGAAAUCCUCGCUGCUGUCCUCCAUGUCAGCCUCAUCAUCAUCUGCCUCCCUCUCCUCAAAUGCUUCGGACUCCCGGCCUCAAGGGGCAGCAGUGAGUACUGCUGCCUCAAACACUCCUGCGAUAUCACCCAUAGGCCCUGACCCUCACCCUCACCUUCCUCUGGCACCCCCAGUGUCCACCGUCUCCUCUCCCCCUCCUCUAGCACCCUCACUGUCCACCAUCUCCUCUCCCCCUCCUCUGGCACUCCCAGUGUCCACCGUCUCUUCUCCCCCUCCUCUGGCACCACCAAUUUUCACUUUAUUCCCUCAUCCUCCCCGUCUGACGCCUCCCCCUCCUCUGGACACCCUACCCCCUCCUCCGCCUCCUCUGACCACUCUUGCCCCUCCUCUGACCACUCUACCCCCUCCACCACCCCCUCUGACUGACCUGCCCCCUCCUCCACCCCCUCUGACCACCCUGCCCCCUCUUCCACCCCCUCUGACCAACCUGCUCCAUCCUCCAUCCCCUCUGGCCACCCUACCGCCUCCUCCACCUCCUCUGACCAACAUGGCCACUCUCUCACCCCAGUUGCCCACUCCGACCUCACCCCCGCCCCCACCUGCGCCACCCCUGACUAUGGUGGCCUUUCCUGCUGGCUCUCUGGAUCCAAAGGGGUCAGCGUGUGUGAAGGCCCAGCCAUCUGGGAAAGAGCCCAAGACCCUGGGAGACCGUCCUGAGGCCAACAGGCCAGCGAUGGGCCUGCCCCUCAUUACAGCCAGCGCUCUGCAGAAAGUGCAGCUGAGGUCAGUGAGGAGGAGUGAGCGGGCAGAUCACCCGGGCCAGGUGGAGGGGCACAGCACCCAACUGAAUCCGCAGCCGGAACGGCCAGUGUCCCCUCCACCCUGGAAGCCCGCCAUGCUGCAGCGACUUUCCUCCCUUGGCCGACUUGCCAAGGCCCAUCCUGAGGCCCACAUGGCCCCCAGCAGCUGCCUGGCCCUCGGCCCUGAAAGCAAGGCCGGCCUCACGGAGCGACCCACAAUGUCAGCUCCCUCCAACAGGCCCGAGGCCCGGCCUGGAAACCAUCUCGAGCCCAUGGCAGAGCCAGCCUGUCCUGCUUCUCCUGUCCAGGCAACUGUCACCAGCACCAAGGUCACUCUGCUACCUGAAAGCCCUAAUGCCAAAUCACCCAGCAAAACGCCCCCUCCCAUCGCCAGGAAGCCAAAGCUGAUGCUCGUUGUCCCGCCGUCUCCAUGGAACAUCUCCCCUCAGGGGAAGCGACCUCCAGUUGUCCCAGAACCAGCAGCAGAGGACCCGAUUAGCACAGCGGCAGCAUCUACUGUGGGCCCCGGAGAGCAAGCCUCCCCAGCCCAAAGCGAGACCGCUCUGGAGUCUGACCACCCACUUCAUCCGGCCGAAAGAGCCCAGGACACUGUGCAGCCUGAGGCCUGGGUGGCUGACGUGCAGAAGGUUCUGGAUGAAAGCCAGAAAAGUCCCAGUUUGCGAGAUGAACCCGUCGCCGACAGCCCGGCCCCUUGGGAUGGUGUGGAUGACAACAGUGGAAUCAGCUGCCAGGAUGAGGACUUGGGUGAUGUGUUCGAACCCAGCUCUCCCAUCUUUACAACCAGUUAUGUGGGGAGUAUUGAAGAUCCGACCACUCCCAGCAAGCCCAGGACAACAGAGGACUUGUUUGCAGUGAUCCACAGGUCCAAGCGGAGAGUGCUGGGCAGGAAGGAUUCUGAGGAUGAGCUCAGCAAGAACGUGCCACACUCACCCCCAGUCACCCCCACGGGCACGGCCUCCAGUCCGGGCACCAUCAAGCAGGUUGGCUCCAUCCAGAGGAACCUGCGCAGGUCCAGCACCAGCAGUGACAGCUUCAAGGCCUUGCUCCUGAAGAAGGGGAGCAGGGUGGAGACCGGAUCCCGCAUGUCGGCGGCUGAGAUGUUGAGGAGCACCGACCCUAGGCACCGACCGCCCGAGUCACCGGCGACAACGGACACAGCCCGCAUGAACGGCUGGGGCCCGGCUGAGUCCCGCUCGCCGGGCCACCGGGCCAGGAACCCCCGCGAGGAGUGGGCCUCUCACGAGGGGCCGGUACCCAGGGGGUCAGCGCACGCGGGAGUCCGUCAUGGGCGGUCGCGCACACCCCCCUCGGCCCCCAGCAGCCGGUACGGCGCGCGGCACCUCCACCUGCACCGGCUCCACAGCAGCCCCAUGACUGUCAUCCGCGAAGGGGAGGUCGAGAGCCCGGAGGUCACUGAGGGUCAUCGCCCUGGUGACGAGGGCCGCAGGCACAGCGAGGGAGACCUCCUCAGCACCAAUGGCCUGGCAGAUGCCCAGUGCAGCCAGGAGUCCAGAGACGACCCCAUCUCCAGCCCCACGGGGCAGGGGGGCCCUGCCUCACGGAACCUUCUAGACUCGCUAAAGUGCAGGGCAGCAGACACUCUCCCUGCCCAAAGCGUUUUGGCAGAAGAAGGCGCGAACCAGGACUGGGACUCGUGAAAGACCGAGCAAUAAUGGAAAGAGACUGCUUUUAUUCCCCUGUGUUUUAGUUUUUGUUUUAACGUCAAGUUAAUUGCAAAGGGCCCCAGAUGGUUGAGGAGAAACCUAAACGCUGAAGGCUCUGGUCUCGCCUGGUCCAUCAGGCUGAGCUUUCCAAACCUGGGGGACUCACCCAUGCACCAAAACAGAGAGAGAGACCUGCAUUUAAAUAGCACCUUUCACAACCUCAGGCAACCCACGGCGCUUUGGAGUCUGCGAUGCACUUUUCCAAGUUCUCGUAAAAGCAAGGGGCAAAGAGCUCCUUUGCAUU